AUGUGUGUACGUACGGUGGUAGGUAACGAGAGCAACGAGCCGGUAGUGGUAUACAGUAAUCAGACGAACAAGCUUCAAAAAGCGAAGGAAAAAUACAUGAAGCUGCACGACGACAUGGUGACCAAAGAGUUGGAGAUCAUCAAAAAGCGAAAGAACGAAUCGGUUUUUAUCCCAGAACUGGCUGAUGACAUCCUGAGGGCUAGCACCAUUAACUACAGCUCGCUUUUGAACACUUCGGCCAAGUACUACGAGGUGGUGCAGCAGACAAAGCUGUUCAAAAUUCUGUUUUACACGACGCAACCGGCUCAUGUCAUCAUGAUCGCAGCGGUCCUCUGCGUGACAUCGGCUCUUGUGCCGACAACGGAUCGAAUGCACGUCGGUCACCCGCAGUCGAGAGCAACGUCUUUCAUUUACCUGGCUUCGUUCAUGAUGCACCUCGGCGCCCAAGUCUGGAUGACUUUCGUAUCGGGUCUGUCCUUAUACUUCGCAUUGCCGAGGCACACGUUCGGCGAAGUCCAGCGCAUAUUGUUUCCUAGAUACUUUACGAUCAACGCUUGCCUCAGUCUCACUACGCUCUUGAUUUUCGUGAAGCAUCAUCCGAUACACACUUGGGACACGGAAAUCGCUGUUCAGGUGGGCGGUAUGUCCAGCGCCUUUUUUCUAGAACUUCUCAUACGACUCUAUCUGACUCCGCCCUUGCUACAAUUGAUAGUGCAAAAGAACACCCUGGAACGCGCCGCCGGUGUCGGCAACGAAAUAGGUGCCCACAAUCCCGGCCCGUUGAAACACUGCCCUCACUAUUUAAAGAUCCAUCAGACCUUUAGACGUAUCCACGUCUACAUAGCGAUGGGAAACAUGUUAACUAUGGGAUGUACAGUGUUACAUCUUCAUUACAUAGCUAGCAAAUUAUGCGUUCUUUAAAGAAGACGAAUCCUCUCGCUGAAUAUAUGCAGUAUAUUCCGAGUUUUCAAAGGAGGCUGAAGCUUCGAAAGCGUGUUAGCAAAAAAGGUGGUCGCCGAUUGUAACGUCGUUCGUAUAAGGAAUACAGGUGAAAUUUAAUGACUGAGGAGGAAUAGAUAGCGGACGGCUGAAGCCAUGAAGCAAUGAAUUAUAUACUCUAGAAAAACAUGUUUAGAAUUCUUCGUGCGUUGAAGAUAGAAAAGAUACUGAGGCUCGCUUAUGUAAUUGUAGAAUGAGUGUUUAGUGCAAUUUAGCCGAGCAUUUAUAGAAUCCCAUUAAACGAACAUGACCUGUUAACUUAUUAUUAACGCGAUGCAUUAAUUAUAAUAAAAAUGUAACGAUAUAUAUAUAUAUGGUUGACGGUGACGUAUGUGUAAUACGUUCCACCGUGAAAUGAUUAGAUUUUCUUUCCGUCAUUUUCUUGUCCGCUGGCAAAUGCAAUGUGCGUGUUUGUGGAUCGUACGUGUGCCUCCGGCUGAGAUGACUAGUUAGAAUGCAUGGGGAUCGCGAAGUAAAAUUCGCGAUUAAUCUUUUGAACGAAUAUAUGUAAAAUUAAUUGAACGGAACAAGAUGAUACGAAUCUUGCCAAAGUUUAAUGUAAAUCGAUGAUAGUAGUAAUAUUUAACAAAAGUUAAUUCGACGUACAUCGUACGCCUAGAUCGUGUUUUAGUCGUCGAUAUAAAAUUGAGAUAAAAAUUAAGGUGAUCGACUGUAUUAAUUAAAAAUAGAUAGUAAAACGGCUGCUCUGUAUCAGAGUUGAUAUUUAUUGAAUUAGCGGUAGCACUAUAAUAGUUUAAUCCUAUAUCUGCGUAAAGUUGUCGGAUAUUUGAUGAAAAACGAACAAGAGAUUAUUGUGUAAAAUGAAUGUAUUAAUUGGCUAAUGUCCUGUCUCCCAUUACACAUUUCAUUAUUGUAAAUAAUGCAUCUCGCUGCUCAUUACUAUUACGUAUUUGUAAAUUAUCAAAUGAUCGAAUAUCAAUGUACGUAUAAAAUCGUGCUUUUUUCAAAA
This is a messenger RNA of Ceratina calcarata, 1969 nucleotides long. Its product is annotated as transmembrane protein 205. The record is from RefSeq and is a predicted model, not a curated record. NCBI's taxonomy places the organism in Eukaryota, Metazoa, Arthropoda, Insecta, Hymenoptera, Apidae. Bases 1 to 921 code for a protein of 306 amino acids. The transcript has 4 exons.